Molecule: messenger RNA, 4095 nt
Organism: Cuculus canorus (common cuckoo)
Lineage: Eukaryota; Metazoa; Chordata; Aves; Cuculiformes; Cuculidae
Gene: GIMD1
Product: GIMAP family P-loop NTPase domain containing 1
Exons: 3
Coding region: 850-1515 (221 amino acids)
Molecular function (GO): GTP binding
Source: RefSeq, a predicted model, not a curated record
UUUAUUACUGGUCAUUACAGCACAAGUUUGUAUUUAUUUUCCACUAAGGCAUAGGAUUUCAAAUCAGUUGCCCACUUGUGGGAAAUUGUCUAAAAAGCAAGUAAUAGGUCCUUUCUGGACAAUCUUUUUUUUCCUAUUUGUCAAUGCUACUAUUGCAUGGCAAAGAAUAAUGCUUGCAAGAGAAAUGUACCAAGCUACUCAGCCAACAGCUAAUGCACGUAACUGGCAGUGGUGCAAGUGUUCAGUUUUCUUACUGACUGACAAAUCAUUUCCGUACUUUUAAUCCAUAUUUUGAUUAUUUUAAUCCACUUUUUCUUAGGCAAACAGCUUUAUAUCUGCAUAUGGUUUACACCAUGCUUUGCAAAUACUGCAAUUUUUAAAUCAUAGCAACAAUAAGAGAAAGUGCAUAUGCUCUUCACAUACAUAUAUGAACACAUACUCAAAAGCAUGCAACACAAAGUAAUCCCAGUACCUCCAUUAUCACACUCACAUUUAACUGUUGGUACUACCGGUAGAACUCAAGUACUUAAUUUUCAAAAGUAUCAACUCCAUACCAUCACUAAAGUAAUCGCAAAACCUGUACCUGCAGCAAAAACUGUAUCUGUUGCAAAAAUUAAUCAAUACCAAUUACUAAUCAAACACGUCCUAUUGAAUGAGGAUCUACCAGUAACAGAUUAACCAGAUUAAUGCGCACGUAACAGUCUCAGCAUGGUACAUUGCUGCUGUUAGUUUCAAAGUUCACAUAUACACUUCUUUUUUACACCGCACAUUGGGGUUAUGAAUGAAGUCUGAACGAAAGAGGAAUUUAAGGGAAAAUAAGUGACAAGUUUGUGCAUAAAAGCAUAGACAAUGGCAGACAGCAAUGAGAUGACCAUCAACCUUAUUGUCCUUGGAAGAACUCAGACUGGCAAAAGUGCUGCUGGGAACAGCCUGCUGGGCAGCUCAGACUUUGAGAGUCAUUGGUCCCCAAGCUCUGUGACUACAUGCUGCAGCCUUGGACGCAGCUGCCGCAUUUCGGGGAUUAUGCGACGAAAUGGCUGUGAGUUAGCUCUCCGUGUUCAAGUACUUGACACCCCAAGCUACCCUCACAGUGACCUGAGAAAAGAGCACGUGAGAGACAGAGUAAGAUCAGCCCUUGCUCACCACUUCGGGAAGGAAGGCCUGCAUCUAGCUCUCUUGGUCCUGAGGGCUGACUUGCCUCUAUGUCCAGAUGAAAGAGAUCACACAGUUCAAUUCAUCCAGGAACUUCUGGGUCCCACAUGGAAGGAUUUCACUGCAGUUCUACUUACUCAUGCAGACAAGGCAGAAGAGGCUGGAUUCAGUGAGGAAGCAUAUUUGCACAGUGCCUCAAGUACACUGUUGUCACUUUUGAGCUCGGUACAGCAUAAAUAUAUUUUCCUAGACAACCAGAAGAACAUAAUUAAAGAGGAAAGAGCUAUUGUCUUGAGAAAGCUCUUGAAUUUUAUACGACAAAAUAAUUAUCGAGUGCUUCCAGUUAAGCACAGCAAGGAAUAAAACUAGCCUUUGGGUGCUCAUUUGCCUGUUUUCUAUGGUAGGUAAAAUUUAGUAGAAAAAAGAGUAGAAGCCAUCAACUGGAGAAUUCCACGUCAUAGAAUCAUAGAAUCACUAGACUGGAUCAUCGAGUGCAACUAUUCCUAUCAAUCCCUAAACCAUGCCCCUCAGCACCUCAUCCACCCAUCCCUUAAACACCUCCAGGGAAGGUGACUCAAACACCUCCCUGGGCAGCCUGUUCCAGUGCCCAAGGACCCUUUUCGGGAAAAAUUUUUUCCUGAUGUCCAGCCUGAACCUCCCCUGGUGGAGCUUGAGGCCAUUCCCCCUUGUCCUGUCCCCUGUCACUUGGCAGAAGAGGCCAGCUCCCUCCUCUCUACAACCUCCUUUCAGGUAGUUGUAGAGAGCAAUAAGGUCUCUCCUCAGCCUCCUCCAGGCUAAACAACUCCAGCUCUCUCAGCUGCUCCUCAUAAGACUUGCUCUCCAGCCCCUUCACCAGCUUCGUUACUCUUCUCUGGACACGCUUCAGGGCCUCAACAUCCUUCUUGUGGUGAGGGGCCCAGAACUGAACACAGUACUCAAGGUGCGGUCUCACCAGUGCUGAGUACAGAGGGAGAAUAACCUCCCUGGACCUGCUGGCCAUGCCAUUUCUGAUACAAGCCAAGGUGCCACUGGCCUUCUUGGCCACUCGGGCACACUGCUGGCUCAUGUUCAGUCGGCUGUCAACCAACAUCCCCAGGUCCUUCUCCUCCAUGCAGCUCUCCAGCCACUCUUCCCCCAGUCUGUAGCACUGCACAGGGUUGUUGUGCCCCAAGUGCAGGACCCGGCAUUUGGCCUUGUUAAACCUCAUCCCAUUGGUCUCAGCCCAGCGCUCCAGCCUGUUCAGAUCCCUUUGCAGAGCCUCCCUACCCUCCAGCAGAUCCACGCUUCCACCCAACUUUGAGCACACAGCAGUAAAAAUUUCUUUUUGUUACCAAACUACUUGCCUUUUAUAGAUUACCUCACACUACUGCAUCCAGAAUCCUAGCUUCAACCACAAAAUCAGAACAAGCCAAUGCUCUAAAUCACACUACUACUAUACAUUGUAGUCACAACUGAGAUUUCAUGCUACACCACAUUGUAUAUUGCAGUUCAUACAGAACACAAAUCUGGAAAGAAAAAAAAAAGUAAAAAGCAAAAACUGCAGAUGAGUUUAGACUGUAAGGGAGUCCCUUUGCUCAGUUUUUCAAGCUUCCAGAAGUUCCUCUGAAUUCCCAAAUUUGUAGAGAGAUUUCCAGUGUAAUACUGGUUCAUACUGCAAAGCUAAGACCUAUCUACUGUAAAAAUAUUCCCUUCUCAUGAUUCAAUAUUAGUUAGAAUUGAGAUUUUGAACCUUCAAGAAAUUUGUUUAGUAAAGACAUCACUGGAUAUGCAGUUUACAAGACAGGCAAAGUAGCUCCCAUGUGCUUAACAGUAUUUAGCACCUUUAAAAGAACUAAUUACUAUUGCUUAUUCCUAGAUGCAUGAAAAAUCAACAUGGCUUACAGGCACAUACAAAACUCAUUCCAAAAAGAAAUCUGUUAAUCUCUCCUUUUCCAUUUGUUCUUUUUAAUUUUUUAUCAUUGUCAUUCUGCUCUCUCCCCCAGUUUAAUGGAUGAAGUUCAAAGCCUGCAAAAUUCAGAGUGGCUAAGAUUUUUUUUUUUUUUUAUUUCAAGUGCUUACUUUUUCAGUGGUUAGACUGUAGCCAGUUAAUUAAAUAUUAUAUGCCAAAAUAUUCGAAGUAUCCCUAAGUAGUUACUUAAAAGAUUUAUUGUAAAUUGAUGUAAACCAAUUAGUUAUUCUCAGAUCAUUACAAGGCAAUAUUUAGAAGUAAUUUGAGGCUAUUACCAUAGCAGCCAUGACUUGUACUACAUUAUUACGGAAUAAUUCUGAUUCUAAAAACUGAAGAAGCUAAUUCUUUUAAAAACCAAAGCAUCUUUUAUAUAAAUGAUGAUUGCAUAAAAAUACAUCAAAACAAAACAGAAGAUUAAUUUUAUACCUGUUUGGGUAUUGGAAACAGAUCUUUGUACUUGACUAGUACUUGACUAUCUCUGGCAAUGUAUUUGCUAUUAAUUCUUUCUCAGUACUAUCUAUCAUUUGAAAAGAAUGGAUUAGAUAAAGUACUAUUUAAGCAAAGUGGUAGUUUUGAUCUUAUUGACAUUGUAACAGCUUAACUGAGGGACAUUAAAGUAUGUCCAUUUGUAUACCUUAGGGCAUAGCGAGCCGCAGCUUAAUCUUCCCAUUACAGCAGCCUGCAGACUAAUGAGACAACACAGCCAGGAACAGUUGCAGAGACUUAUAACAUAUCUGAUAACUGCUUGAAAGAAGCAGAAAAACUUUUAAAAGGUGACUAGCAGAAUAAAGAUGAUUGUGGUCUUCAUUGACAAAAUGCUAGUCCUGCUUGAAAAGCAGUUAGCACACAAGGAACAUGGCAGAAGUAGAUAGAUCCUUAUUGAUAUAGAUCUAUCUAUAUAUCUAUUGAUACAGAUCCUCCAAGAUAACUUUUAGCUGUUGAGAAAAUAUGCUUGCUUGCCAACCACGAACAAGCUUUGGCAAUUAAGCCUUGAG